UUGAUGAAAGGAUGAAAUCAUUUUAUAGCAUUUGAUGAAAAGGAUGAAAUCUUUCUAGCUCACUAACUCAAAUCUAAUCACCAUUAUUACUCCCAUCCCUAUUCAUUAAUUACUUAUUUCAUUUUCUUAAUUGCUGCCUUCAUUUCAGCUAAAGAUCCCAUUUUUAUGUUGACCCAUUUUUGUUUACACCAUUCUUAAUUUGUUUAUUGCUCCUGAAUCUGUAAUCAUUUAUUGCUCUACACUCCCUACAUUUUAAUAUUUCUCUCUUCUUGAGAGGGGUUUUAGAUUACAAUUUGAUACUACUCCCAUAUCUCUCAUUUCAAGUUUUUUUCUUCACAAUCUUCUUUUGCUUUCUCAGCUAGUGUUGUUGUCGGUCGACGGUGGCGCAGCCUCAAUGCCGCCGCCGGAAUUCCCCUCUCCUCCCCCUUCUCACUCCCCCACUCUGCAAAGAUAUGGCAGUGGGAUUCAUAGAGAUCAUGUACUCAAUAUGUCACCAAAACCCUCUCAACAUCCCAAUUCUGUGACUGGUUUGGCACAUUUGGGGAAAACAUCUAAUAGUAGUGGCUCAGAUACUACUUCUAAGCCUUCUGCCGAGCUGGUGCAAGAGAUUGCCACACUUGAGGUUGAAAUAUCGCGUUUGGAGCAUCAUCUUCUUUCCCUCUACCGAACGGCUUUUCAGCAGCAUCUCCCGAGGAUUACAGAAGACCAAGUGGAAACACCUCGAGGAGGAGGUCGAUUAAAUCAGCCAUCUCAGAAAGAUCGUCAAUGUGAAAACUCCCCAACAAGUUCUUUAGCUGGACCGCAUGAUUUGGCUCAAGUUUCAUUUCAAAAGUCAUCGUCUUAUGCUGGAAGGUUGCAGGAGAAGCAGAGGGCUUAUUCCCAGCAGCGUAGUCUUGCAGAUCAUAUUGGAAAUUCUCGCAUAGAUGAUGCCCUGACUUGUCCGGCUAGACUGUCAGAAGACAUCAUAAGAUGUAUAUCGUCAAUUUACUGCAAAUUGGCCAACCCCACGGCUACUGAGAAAGGCUGUUCGGUUUCAUCUACUUCGUCUUUCGGCUCCUCCACCACGUUUUCUCCCAGAAAUUUAUCUGGAAGUUGGAGUCCUCAAUGCAACGAAGAAGUUACACAAAGUUGUGAUUUUGAGCAGGAGAAUGGACCGUAUGCUGGUAUGGUAGAAGUACUCAAGUUAUGCGUUGACGAUGAAACUUAUAAACAUGCUGAUGUGAUGCUUCAGAGAUUCAGAUCUCUUGUAAAAAGUCUUGAGAUUGUCGAGCCGAUGAAGAUGAGACGCGAAGAGAAGCUGGCGUUCUGGAUCAAUAUUCACAACGCAUUGGUGAUGCAUGCUUAUUUAGCAUACGGGACUCAACAAUACUUGAAAAGUAGUUCGAUUGCGAAAGCUGCUUAUAACGUUGGUGGCCAUUGCGUUAAUGCUUACGACAUACAAAGCUCCAUUUUAGGGAUCACGUCGCACUAUUCUUCACCGGCAAGCCUCCUUCAGACACUUGUGUCUCCGAAGAAGUUGAAGGGUGGGAAGAGCGGGCAUGCUUUCGCCAUUGAAUACCCGGAACCCCUCGUUCAUUUUACAGUUUCAUCGGGGGCGUAUUCAGAUCCCGCGGUUCGAAUUUAUAGAGCAAACAGUGUGUUUGAGGAUAUGAAAGUAGCAAAGGAAGAGUUUAUACAAGCCAAUGUUUAUGUUCAUAAGGAAACAAAAGUGUAUCUACCCAAAAUACUUUGCUACUACGCCAAAGAUAUGUCGAUGACCACGGCUGCGCUCGUGGAAGUGGUGAGCGAAUGCCUGCCCGGAAUUCAGCAGAAAUCGGUGAGAGCCUGCGUUAAGGGUAGGCCGGAAAAGUACAUGAAUUGGUUGGAGCAGAGUUCGUCGUUUCGGUUUCUAAUCCACAAGGAAUUAUAGCCAAAUCCAUUUUUUUUUCUCGUAACUGUAUUUUUAUGUAUAAACUAGUGUUACACCCGUGCGUGCAAAAAUGAUUUGAGAAAAACAGGGGUGUUAUUUUUUGUGAGAAUAGAGAUAGGUAGCUAGUAGGGUGAAGGUGAUGGGUGUAUUCUCCCUGCCCAGAGCUCGGAGACUGAUGGCCUUGUGAGCCACACAGCUCGAGGUAGCCGAGAUUGGGAUCCAUGAAUCCUCGCAGCUUUCUCGGACAAGGAGAUCCGGCAUGACCAAGGAGGUGCAUGAGGGGGUGGCGUUGUAGACGAAUCCCGGAGUGUUGUUUACGUAGCUCCGUUGGGCCUCAAUUGAACCAACAUCGGCACCGGCACGAGGCCAAGAAACCCCAUUGGGCUGAAUACUGGAAUUGGUGUUUUUUUAAUGUUUUUUUAAUGAGAAUCAAUAAUAGUUUUAUAUUUACCUCAA
Molecule: messenger RNA, 2365 nt
Organism: Salvia splendens (bonfire salvia)
Lineage: Eukaryota; Viridiplantae; Streptophyta; Magnoliopsida; Lamiales; Lamiaceae
Exons: 9
Coding region: 395-1909 (504 amino acids)
Source: RefSeq, a predicted model, not a curated record